GGUUAAUUUUUGUUGUCUCGUUGCGUUGCUCGGUCGUUUGUUAUGCCUUUUUCCGGAAGUUCACAGAACGAAAAAAAAUGCCUGGAAAACGAAAACGACUAAGCCCGGAAGAGGCACUGGAGGUGUUUUUUUAGUUUGCCAGACGAUCCAAAUGACAGCGCCGAUGAGAACGGUGACGGCUCUGAGGAUGAACUUUUGGAUCUAGACCCCGACGAGUGUAGAGAGGACGAGGAUGAGGACGAAGUGCCAUUGGCUGCUCCCUGCACAAGCAAGCGCAAGCGAAAGCCACGCAAGUCCUACACGGGAAAGAGGAAAAAGCAAAAAAGAAGCGAGAGGACUGAGCCAGACCCUGAAGACGACGAUACAGCAGGCGAUCAGUGGAAUACGUCACCUAUCGUUCCUCCCGCUACCAGCAAUUUGGGACCUACUUGCUCGCAGCGGCUCAGUGAGCAAAGCACAGCGCUGGAUGCCUUUACACUGUACUUUGAUGAUAAGGUUAUGCAUCACAUUGUGGAGCAGACCAAUCUCUAUGCGGAGCAAACGAAUCGAAGAGGGUGGACGCCUCUGACACUCGACGAGCUUCGAGCGUACAUUGGACUACUCAUGCUUAUGAGUGUCAAUCCUAUGCACCAGUUGCACAUGUAUUGGAGCUCAGAUAGCCUCUUUCGCACAGAAGAGAUCACGAGGGUGAUGACGUACAAACGUUUUCAGAUGAUAACGAACUGCCUUCACCUGAAUGAUAACGCCAAGAUGCCAGAGCAUGGAACGAACGAUUUUGAUCGUGCCUACAAAGUGCGCCCUCUCAUCAAGAUGAUGAAUGAAAAGUUCCACUCAGAGUACAGCCCGUCCAGUCAUCUUGCUGUGGAUGAAAGUAUGAUCUUAUUCAAAGGACGGUCAAGCAUGAAGCAAUACAUGCCCAUGAAACCAAAAAUAAAAAGAGGGUUCAAGGUGUGGUCAUUGGCAGACUCCCAGACAGGAUACCUUCUCAAGUUCCAACUGUACGAGGGCAAGAAUGCCGAGAAGCCACUUGACAGAACUUUGGGGGAACAUGUCGUUCUAUCACUUGCCGACGGAGCCGUUUCAGUCGGCUCACAGUUGUUUUUUGACAACUUUUUUACGUCAACAAAACUGCUUCAGGAACUCCGCAACAGGGACAUUCUAGCCUGUGGAACAUUCCGCACAAACAAGAAGGACCUUCCGCCUGAGGUCAAGGUCGACAACAAACUUGAAAGGGGCUCCUAUCUUUGGCGAAGAAAAGGGGACGUUGUCGCAUACCAAUGGAGGGACUCAAAAAACGUGCACAUCAUGUCAAACUACCAUGAUCCUGAGAGCACACUCGAAGUCCAGCGAACACUGCCAAAUGGCAAAAAGAAGGCAGUGGAGUGCCCCGCAGUGGUAAAAGAUUAUAACAACUGGAUGGGCGGAGUCGAUAAAUUCGACCAGAAACGCAACGCAUAUGCCGCAGACCGUCGCUCGAAACGCUGGUGGACUAGGAUUUUCUACUUCAUUCUGGAUGCUGCAGUCGUCAACGCUUUCAUUCAGAUCAGCUGUUUGGAACCAGUCGUGUACCUGCACUUCCGCCUGAAGCUUGGACGCCAGCUGAUCGCGCAGAACAGCUUCCGGAAACGAAGGACGAGCCUAGUCACCCACCACAACAAACGGGGCAAGAAGAAUGGCCAUGGGAUGAUCGGUGUGCCUGAGGAGCUUCGGUUCGCUGGUAAUGCACAUCACCCCAUCUUGACAGAAACGCGUCGGAGGUGCCGCUGGUGCUCAACAAAAGCCAAAGAGGCUCGCACUAAGUAUAUGUGCAGUGUGUGCAAGGUUCCCCUCUGCGCAGUGUGUUUUGGACCUUUCCAUAGCCAGUGAUGGAGUACCUGAAGUGAGCUGUGGGACGCCCCUGUCCCACUUUGUCAAAGUGACCUAAGCGGCUCAUGGGACAAUUAGGUCCCACUUUUUUCUCAGCUGUGAAAUGUCUGACUGCUUCUAUGUUUCUUUUUUUGCAAAUAAAAUGUCUCCAGAAGGACACUGGAAACAUAAAAAAUCA
Molecule: messenger RNA, 2044 nt
Organism: Ixodes scapularis (black-legged tick)
Lineage: Eukaryota; Metazoa; Arthropoda; Arachnida; Ixodida; Ixodidae
Product: piggyBac transposable element-derived protein 4-like
Exons: 2
Coding region: 499-1866 (455 amino acids)
Source: RefSeq, a predicted model, not a curated record